CUCACCCUUGGAUAAUCUAUAACAAGCAGCACUGGAGUGAAUUCACCUCUUCUUGUGGUUGGUGGGCUUCAAAUCUCCUCAUACAGAUAAAUACACGGACUUGAACGGGUUGUGUGUUCGGAGCAGAACGUGUAUUUAACGCCAGAGGACUCCGGUCAGUGUCCUCCUCUCCAGCGGUGUCCGUCUGACAGGUUCAGCUAAAAAGCGGGACAUUGAACGUAGCACAGAUGUUGAUGAAGAAGAGAGGCCACGCGUGUCUGAUCGCCUCCGGUAUGGGCACGCUGGUCCUGUUGAUGAUGGUGCUGUACGGGACCAUCGGCUCCCAAUCAGGCAGCAGCUCCAGCCUCAGACGGGACUACCAGCUGCUGGGCAGACCUCUGUACAAGCUGGACCUGGGCUGGCCCCGGAACCCGGAGCUCUUCACCGGGGCCGUGUUUGCUGUGGCAGUCGACCAGUACGCUGGUGUAGUGUAUGUGGCACAGAGAGGUGAUGGUGUGCCCAAGGUGCUGGUGUUCACUACAGAUGGAGAUUUCCUCAUGUCCUGGAACAACACCACACUGGAGAUGCCUCAUGGGAUAUUUUUAGCAGAUGCAGCCUCAUUAAACCCCACUCUUUGGAUCACAGAUGUGGGGAAUGGCCCGCACGGACACUGCAUCAAACAGUACUCACCAUCAGGGAAGCUCCUUCAGGUGCUUGGCACACCAGGGAACCCAGGUUCUUCGUUGAACCCUCUGCAGUUCGACCAGCCAGCCGAGAUCUUCGUCCAUAGCUCCGGGGAGAUGUACAUUGUGGACGGUGAUGGUGGAAUGAACAACCGCCUCAUCAAGCUUUCUAAAGAUCGGGAGGUGUUGUGGAUGCACGGAGAGAUAGGACAAGGCCUGGCUCAGUUCUACAUCCCCCACAGCGUGACUGUGGAUAACAACUUGAGGGUGUGGGUGGCCGACAGGGGCAACAAGAGGAUCCAGGUCUUUAACUCCAUCACAGGAGACUGGCUUGGGACGUGGGGGAGCUGCUUCACGGAGGACGCACCCUACUCUGUGCGUCUGACCCCCGACAAGAAGUACUUUGUUGUUGUCCAGCUCAACACCAAUCAGAUUUCCCUGCUGGAUGCACCACCAGUGGGUUUAAUUGGCCAGUGCAAAGUGGUCAGUGUAAUCCAGCUGGCUGAUGAUGUGAAGCCCCACCUGGUCGACCUGGACCUAAAGACUGGAGCUCUGUAUGUGGCUGAGAUCGGAGCUCAGCAGGCUCAGAAAUUCACCCCCUUCAGUCUGGGUGUGAAUUUUCUGUAGAGCUGCACUGGGCUUUAAGUGAAGAAUUAACGAAAUAAUUAACUUUAAAAUGGACAAAACAUUUUAACACAAAUUCUAAUGUAAUUUGCAGUCAUGUGAAUCCAGUUAACUGCAUGUCUUUGGACUGGGAGGAAGCAGAGUAGCUGGCACAACCCACACAGAUACAGAAUGAACAUGCAAAGUCCACACAAAUUUGAAAUGGUUCAGCUCACGUCACACUCAUAUCAUCACAUUAAAUAUAGUGAAGUCAAAGAAAGAGGCUCUUGUUUAUGGGCUUGUGGUGCCUGGGAAUCCUAUUCAAAAAUCCACCCACAAUGCAAAACUAUCAGAAUAAUAUUAGAUGUAUUAAAAGUAACCGUAAUUGGGACAGGUCCCCUGACUAAGCAUUUGCUGGCAUAAAUAGUCCAUAAUAUUCAGUAUUUACUACUCCAAUGUAAUUCGAUGGGUGUUAUUGACACCAGUGACAACAAAGUAUUUAUUUGACAGUAAAAUAAUGUAUUGUUUAAUUCAGAUUCCAUCCUUUAGUUUUAGGAAAAUGCUUAUGUAAAGUUUGAAACAACGACUUCUACUAAAAUAAAUGAAUAUGCAGGUAAAUAAAAGCAGGUUUCUCCACAACAAAUAAGGGCAUCAUGAUAUUUGUUGUUCAUAUAAACCAAUAGUUAUCAAUAAUUGCUAAAUGAACAUAUGGUUGAUGGGUAUACUGUUUUGUGAAGUUAUGUGCCAUUAUUAUUACUUUCCUUGACAUUGCAAUGCUUGCAAGGCUCUGACCUUCUCUUAAAGGGAUAGUUCACCCAAAAAGGAAUUUUCUCUCAAAACGGUGUCUGUUACACCAUGUUUUUAGCCUAAAUGUCGGAUGUCUAAUUUGACUGCCGGGGCUUACAGACACUUGGACGACACCGAACGAGCAGUAUGGAGGCAUGUUGUGUUUUUUUCUCUUGUUUUGGACUUUCAAGGAGGAGUCACCAGUUACUGCAAUUAUAUUGGAUUUGGCUGCAACGCUGUUAACACCUGAAACUCUUCAACCACCCCUCCAUCGCAUUGUGGGGUAGAUAAUGAGUGAAUUAUCAUUUUUGGGUAAACUAUCCCUUUAAGCAGAGGCUUUUCUCCACUGCAGACACUUUAAAACCCUUUUGUGCUUUUUGCCACUUCAGCCUUUAAAGGACGAUGUGGAGUCCUGUCAACAAACAAACGUUUUGAACCAGGUAGGUAUUGAACUCCUGCAUUGUUUAUAGCCAUGUUUCCUAGUUUGCAGUUGUCUUCCUCCAGGGAUAUUCCUUGUCAUGUUACCGCCACGUGUUGAUCAGGAAUAUCGUGAUGCAAUUGGGAUGACUGUGCAUUGUGCCACAUAGUGUGUGUGGCCCAGAGACAAAACAGGGACCCACAAUGCUACUAAAGGUGUAAAACUCAACAGGGAACCUGUUUAAAGACGUUUGUAUAAUUGUAUGGGUGCACAUGUAUAAAAGGCUAGAACUGAACUGUUUUGCACACAGUCUAAUGAGUUGUCUGUAUAUAUCAUUGAACCCAACAGCACUUCAUAAUAGAGAAUUGAUUCAUUCCUCCUGAUGAAUUAUUAUGUUGUAUUGCUUUCUCUCAGUAAUCUUGAUGUAUAUGUAUAUUACUGUCUUGCUGUAUAUAUCUGUGAUCUGAGAUAAUCAUUACUGUGACAAGUGUAUUGUAAUAACUGUUCUCAUGAGAGUAAUUUAACUGAGACAUUAAGUGAAAUAGAAAGUGAUACAGGAUUUGAAGCCACUUACUGCUGUUAGUUGGACAGUCCUCCAGCAGAGCAACAUCACAGAUGACCAAAGGAAACUCUUUUCUGGUAUUCUAGUAAUCUGGACAAAGUAAAUUUCCAAAGAGUAAAUGUUUCCUGUAAGAUAUGUAAGUGUUUCAUAUGGUAAAAGGACACUCCACCAAUCUCCACAUCAAUUCAUUUGAAACGGGCUUUGUCAAAUCAAGGAAAAUGCUGAGAAAAACUAAUCUUACUUCUCUACCUUAAACCACAAACACACCUUUAAUGAGUUAUGUGUUAAAACAUUUUGAGGCAUUUUCCUAGCAAAAUUUUUUUGAUUUCAACCAUUUGUGAGACCAUUCUUUGUUUUUUUCUCAACUCUGUAAUAUGUUACAUUUGAAGACGAUCUGGGAAUUGAUUUGUUUCUGCCUAACUGUAUUUGAAGGAGUUUUUGAUUUUGAAGUGAUCCAGAUGUUCCUAUGUAAUGUUAUUGAUGCUUUUACCAACACUUAAUUAAAUUCCCAAAAUUUAGAGUGAAAGAAAUUCUUAAUUUACAUGUUUAUAAUCAGACCAGACUGUUUUCUGAUGAUGAAUUAAUUAUUGCAUUAUCUUAAAAUAGGAAAGAUGUCUUUGUAGUGUCAUAUUUAAACUGUUUUCUUUUCUUAAUACAAUUUCAAUAUAAGCAUCAUCUGAUCUGUUCCAAAGAUGCACUUUUCUGUUCUGAUUUACUUUGGAAAACGACUGUUUUAUAAUGAGGUGGUGUUUGGUUGGACUGGUGUUUGGAUUAAAUCCUAAAUCACA
Molecule: messenger RNA, 3819 nt
Organism: Limanda limanda (common dab)
Lineage: Eukaryota; Metazoa; Chordata; Actinopteri; Pleuronectiformes; Pleuronectidae
Product: NHL repeat-containing protein 3-like
Exons: 4
Coding region: 228-1289 (353 amino acids)
Biological process (GO): proteasome-mediated ubiquitin-dependent protein catabolic process; negative regulation of translation; protein polyubiquitination
Molecular function (GO): translation repressor activity; ubiquitin protein ligase activity; protein binding
Source: RefSeq, a predicted model, not a curated record